Molecule: messenger RNA, 2268 nt
Organism: Cotesia congregata
Lineage: Eukaryota; Metazoa; Arthropoda; Insecta; Hymenoptera; Braconidae
Source: the annotation of a GenBank genome assembly
AUGGGAGAUAAUGUGCCCAGAAAAUCGCACAAGCUGUCGGACGUUAAUAAAAAAAUACCAAACGCAAUUAAUCGUACGACAACGGAGACUAUGAGACUUGGUGAGCCAGACAGAACACACCCGGCGUUGGGUCUGUCUGUGCCUAGCAACAUUACGCCGAGCAGUCAGUGCAAGAAAAAAACAUCAUCCUUUCAAAUAACUAGCGUCACUGUUGGCACCCGUAUGAGUAAUGACGCCGGUGAAGAUUCUAACGAUGAUCUUGAUGAGUCACACGGCGAAGAUACAUCUAUUGAGUUAUCAAGAAUUACGGAUAUUGAAACCCCGAGCUAUUCCGAAGACACAUUUUCAAAGGAGGAUGUUUUUUUUAAUGCCAGUAAUGCUGCUCUAAGUACUGCACCCGUUAUUCCAACUAGUUCACAGUACGGACUUGCCAUAGUACCGUCCGAAGGUGGUAAUGUUAAUAAUUCAACAAACGACACAAAUAUUAAUUCACUUGAUAUUGCCUCUGUUACUGAUAAUAACAUUAUUAAUUUGUUAUCGAGUACCGCUAAACAGGACACGGAUAUCCGGGAGGUACAUUCACAUGGACGUAAUGAGAGAUUCAAAGUUGUUAAAAUCGAAAGCACGGAACCUUUUAAACGGGGCCGAUGGACGUGCAUGGACUACCUUGAUCACACUAAUUCUGUUAAUCAGUCGAAUGCCAUUGGUACACCCAAAGUAUCCGAUCCAAAUGAAGUAUGUAUAUCGUAUGGUGUCACGGACGGUGGGAUUAUUGCACUAGAUCCGUCCAAGUCUUUGACCACUGAAGAUAAUGGCAUUAUCAAUGUUGAUAUGAAUGGACAUGCGACACAUCAAGAUAUUAUUAGCUCUAUGAUUUCAAAUACUGUUGCUACUUCUGCUCCAUCUUCUUCUUCUAUUGUUAAUCCUAAUGCUGCUGCUGCUGCUGCUGUUGCUUAUUCUGUUAGUAAUAAUUCCUUACCGCAGAAUAUCCAGCGCACUGUUGCACCCGUUCAACAGCCUACUCAGAUACCCCAAUACUUCCAAUCGUCACCGCAGCAGCAACACCAGCAGCAACAGCAACAGCAACAGCAACAACAACAACAACAACAACAACAACAACAACAACAACAACAACAACAACAACAUCAGCAGCAGCAGCAGCAACAACAUCAGCAACAACAACAACAACACCAACAACAACAUCAGCACCAUCAACAUCCACAUCAACACCAACCACAAGGUGGACAACAGCAACAACAAGGUUCGACGUUACCUGCUAAUUUGCAAAAUUCACAUCCUAAUAAUUUAGGACAACCUCAGAGUAUGCCUCAAGGUUCUAUUCCUAUUAUUACUCAGACUAAUAAUAACAAUGUGACGCCACAACAAACUAUAAGUCAUACGAAGGAAGAUAAUACGUAUGUAACAGUAAGCUCGCAAAAUCAAUCCAUGCCAGGUCAAAAUGUUUGUCAACCGUCAGUACAAUCAUCGACACCAGGUUCCCAGGCUACUAAUAUCCUCGUAACACAGCAUCAGCCUCAGCAACAAACUCAACCCCAGCCUCAACAGCAACAGCAACAGGGGCUACAAGCGCCGACAUCGAUGACUCAAAUUUCCGAGCCAAUCAACACCUUGCAGAAUAUCCAGGGCAUGCAGGGUAUCCACAGUGUUCCUCAGACAAGUAUACAACAACCGACUUCGACAAUUCAUGUUCCUGGUGGUCCUCUUCCUACGCAAGUGAUUCCUCCGACGGCGAUGCAACAGCCACAACCAGCGGGUGCUAAUAGUCAGGUGCAGAUGACCCAAGUUUCUGGAAACUGUCAAAAUGUUGUUCCUGGAAUUCAACAACAGCAGAGUUCUAUGGGUUUUCAUCAACCCGACAUAGAGCUGGAUUCCAUGUCGGGAGGACUAGCUAAUGCCGGCAGUAGUCAAUUAGCAGACGCGGCGCUCCUUGAAUGCCUUGCUGAGGUAACGCAGACCAACGAUGAUCAUCAUACACUUGAAGACAAUGAAAGUAUGUCGGGGACAAGUGCUGUAGCUAUUGAUAACAAGAUUGAACAAGCCAUGGAUUUGGUCAAGAGUCAUCUAAUGUUUGCUGUGAGAGAAGAAGUUGAAGUGCUGAAAGAAAAAAUAGCCGAGCUAAUGGAUCGUAUAAAUCAGCUCGAGGCUGAAAAUUCAAUUUUAAGAGCACACGCGACAUCCGAAACACUAGCUCAAUUGAGCCAAUCGACAACCAAAUUACCCCAAAAUAAUUCAGCAAGUGGUCAAUAG